UUUUUUUAGUUUUUGGCGGAAUUGUGAUUCUUGUUAAAUAAAUGUAUUUAAUGGUUACUAACAAUUUUUUGUAGAAUGUAUUGCAGUAUUUAAUCAUAUAAUAUUGUUAACUAAUGCAUAUUUCACAUUGAUACUAAAAUUUUAACCUAAAAAUUGUCUGUUUCCUAUAAUUCAAUGGCAGGAAAACGAAGUGCUACUAGCGAUUUAAAUCAUGAUAAUUGGGAUCAAGAUGACGACCCGGAAGAUGCUGGUACAUUUCAAAAAGCCCCAGAAGAGUCCUUAAAAAGAAGAAUCAUAAAAACUGCUAGGAGGAGAAAUCCCAUCUCUUCUGUUAGGGAUGUAGAACCGGAUUCCAAGGUUUCUCAAGUCUUCACAGGUUUCUCAGGCUUCUCAAAAACGACUGCACCUGCUACUACUCCUUCAUUCUCGUUCUUAUCAAGUAUAACAAAACAAACUGAGAAACCCAAUACUAACGGUACAGGUGGAAAUGUAGAAAGUUCUGAAGCUGACAAAAAUACUUCCACUUCGACUUGUGCCAACCAGACACCUCUUUUUACUGGUAUAAAAUCAUCCAUUCCAACAAAUGACACGAAAGGAAAAUCAAAUGACUAUUACUCAAAACUGAAAGGCUUGAAUGAAAGUGUGUCAAAUUGGAUAAAAAAGCAUGUUGAUGCAAAUCCACUCAUCAAUUUGCAACCUAUAUUUAAAGAUUAUGAACAUUAUUUCAAUGAAUUAGAGAAAGAAGAAGACAAUAAAACAGAAUCCAAAACUGACGACUCUAAACAUACUGGGGGAAAUGUUUCUUCGAUGAGCAGUUUUGUGUUUAAGGCUACUACAAAUAUUCCUGAUAGCACUACAGAAAAGACAGGGCAAGAUUUAAAUAAGGAUACUCCUAAAGUCUCUUUUGGAUCUUUGUCAACGGCUAAUAUAAUUAGCGAUACUAUACCUAAGUUUGGCUUCAGUAGUACAGGGACCUCAAAUACUUUUUCAUUUGGAAAUUCUACUUCUACAUCUAAAAGUAUUGUAACUCCGUCACUGUCCUUUGGAGGUAAUUUGUCAACACCUAAUAACACAGGUUUCAGCUUCACUAGUUCGACACCCUUCACAUUUAACAAUGUUUCACAACCUGCAUCAACGAAUGAAUCCAAGAAACAGAAGGAAUCGGAAGAUGAAGAUGAUGAACCGCCUAAAGCCGAGUUUACUCCAGUGGUAGAAAAGGAUCAUAUUUAUACGACAAGAUGUAAAGUAUUUGUCAAGAAAGAUGGCAAUUUUGGUGAUCGAGGUGUUGGUAAUUUGUAUCUCAAGCCUAUCGAAAACAGCGAAAAAGUUCAAUUUAUCGUCAGGGCAGAUACUAAUUUAGGUAAUUUAUUAUGUAACUUUAUACUUUCUGCAAGCAUCCCAACAAAAAGGAUGGGAAAAAAAGAUGUUAUGCUAGUUUGUUUACCAACACCCGAUUUCAAACCUGCCCCUGUGCCUAUCUUGUUGAGAGUGAAGUCACCAGAGGAAGCCGAUAAACUGCUAGAGAUCUUGGAAAAGCAUAAGAAAUAGUAAUUGUUAAUCAUUUAGUCUUAUUUUAUCAACACUGUGCUCAAUAAAAAUAUUGUUUUUUA
Messenger RNA from Anoplophora glabripennis (Asian longhorned beetle), 1610 nucleotides. RefSeq names its product nuclear pore complex protein Nup50 (gene Nup50). The transcript has 3 exons. Gene Ontology annotation, cellular component: nuclear pore. Bases 175 to 1548 code for a protein of 457 amino acids. Gene Ontology annotation, biological process: protein import into nucleus. The record is from RefSeq and is a predicted model, not a curated record. Lineage: Eukaryota; Metazoa; Arthropoda; Insecta; Coleoptera; Cerambycidae.